UACAGGCGGGGGAGGGGCCGGAAGGAACUUGGUGGUUGGCGCAUGCACACCUCGCGACACCAGCCGGCCGGACCGAGGGACCGAGUAACGGCCUGUUUGUUUCAAGCUACGUCACAGUUCCCCACCCCCACCCGCACCCCCACCCCCGCGCAGGGAGGGGUCUGGCGCCGGGCUCAGGAGGGGGUGCGAGGGGCACGGUCCGCCGGCCAGCAGGGGGCGUGAGGGGCAGCGCUCCGCCCUCCGCGCGGCUGCUGGGGAAGAGGACGGAUAGGCCGGGGCUGAGGCGCCGGCGGACGCGGGGUAUGCUAUGACUGGCUUCAGACUGCCUAUUACUGCGGUUAGAAAGCUAAAUGUCUGGCUUGCACUCUGCGAGAAAUUCCCUUCUAAUAAAUUAUGUACCUCCUGGAAGAGAUACAUCUCCUCUGGUCAACAACUGGCUACAAUAAACUACAAAAAGUAUUUCAGCAUUUCUCCUGUGAAACUUUAUGCAUUUAUAAGACCUUCUCUAGAAUGUACAUCGUUGCUUUCUGUACGAUCUAAAAGUAAUUCAAGCUCUGGGAAAAAGAAACAAACUAUGCAACAAGAGGAGGAGGAGGAUGAAGAUGAAGAGGAUGAAGAUGAAGGGAAAAGUGAUUCAGAAGAGGAAUUUGAAGAUGAUGUCACUAUAGAAAAAAAUCACAAGGACCUUGAAAAAGUAGUGUCAUGUCUUCGGUAUGAUAUUAUAAUGAAAGCUGGUCUAGACGUUGCAAGAAACAAAGUGGAAGAUGCAUUCUACAGGAAUGAACUCAGGUUGAAUGGAGAAAAAUUGUGGAAAAAAAGCAGAACUGUGAAAGCUGGUGACACACUAGAUCUCCUACUAGGUGGUUCACCUAAAGAUGGUAUCUAUAUAUGAUGGAUGAAUAAAGAACUGGAGCUUUAUCCACCAUGCCCAACUCAAUUGUCUGCUACUCAGCGGUGCCAUCCGGUCAGGAACUAUGACGAGGUGCCAAAGAUAUGACUAUGAAUCAGAGACCCUGCCCCACAAGCUUUGCACCUGCAAACCCCACACCAGAGUGUGGCAGUUCUGCCAUAGUGCCAUCCGGGACUGGCUGGUGAAGGCUAUUUCAGCUCCAGCGGGGACCAUGUCUGUCAGUUGCACCAUCCCAGGCUGCAAGAUCUAUUAUGACCAAAGAGUAUCAUGAUGGUCGAUAUUACCAUCCUGUUUGGGAACUGGCACCAAGCUUUCUUUGAAGCCUGGGAGCGGAAGCUGACAAAGUACCGGCUGCUGGCAUAUGCCCUGAGAAGCUAGGGAUACGAGGUGAUGGUUGAGGCACUGAUCAUCAGGGUGCUGAGAGCAUGGGACUGCAGCAACAAGAGCAUCCUGCACACCUGAAUAUCCUACCGCUACACCAAACUGAUGAGGUGCCUAAUGGCAGGGCCUGUCACAGGGGGGCUAGGAAGGCCAUUUGGCCCGGGCCUCUCAUUCACGGAGGGCCUCAAAUUUAGACUUUUGAUGUUAUCUCCAAGUGAGGUCAUACAUACAGACAGAGAGAUCCACUGACAGGAUUGAAAGAAGAAGAAAAAAGCUAGAAAAGCACUUGUUAAAUAAAAAAGGAACAUUUAUUACAAAUUAAUGCAUUGUAUUUUGAGCCUCAAAAAAUGGAAGUGGCCCAGGCCUCUCUUGACCUCUGAGAGGGCCUGCCUAAUGGUGUCUGACACCAUCAGAUGGUCCAGAGACAUGUACAUCCAGCAUGUCACGGGCGAGCACCAGUAUGUGUACCCCAACAGACCACUGGCCAGAAGCAACACAGAGGGGAGUGCCUGACUGCCGCUUCCAGUGGAUCAUGGCUGAGAACUCUUAUACCUGGACUUUCCUCAUCCCUGCAGAUGUACCCCACAUGCUGUUAUUUGUAUCUGUGUAUAUCCCUUAGAACCCACCACUCUAAUGAUGCAGUUUCCUUGCACCAGGCAUUUUGUAUCUUUUCUUCUUGUUGCUCCCCUAUCCCUCACUCACUCCUGGGCUACUAUGCAAGUUAGUUGCAUCCUCCCCCAACCCAUCUAUUGUACCCUGUACUAUGUAACCACCCUUGUUUAGAUCUCGGUAUCUCCUUCUAUCAUUUCAAUUUUGUACCUUCCCUUUUAACAUUCACUAAUAAACUUAAAUCUACCCAACAACCCCAAAACCUGUCACUGGAGCCUGGGUGUGGGACUCCCCCAAACAUGAAGGCGAAUGGAAGAGGCUUCUUAGUGAAGGGCCUGGUGAAGAAUGGACACUUGAAACAAGGAAAGCAGGUUCUGGAGAGAGAUAACUACUUAGUCAAGAUUAUGUAAGACCUGCUCUGAAAAAUGUGCAUUACCUGUUUUGCAGGCCAGGUGGGGCAGAAUUUGAAUUGGGCUUCAGAUAUCCCAAGGUGAGAUCAGAUUUCUGGCAACAGGUGGAGGUGGCCAGAGGAAAUCCCCAGCUGAAGGCAAUUGUUUUUGUAGGGGGAGGUAUGAGAAGAGAGGCUGAUUACAAUCCAAAUGUAUUCAGCCCAAAUAAAGGAAGAGGAUGUGAGUUUUUGGCUCAGAAUACGCUGUGAGAAAAUAAAGUGGAGAAAGCCCUAGACAAGUCUGGGAUAUGGACUGGAGCCUGGAAAACCAAGGUAAUGCUGAAAAGCGGGCCUGGGAAUCCAGGCAGGGUGCAGCAUCUCCCCCCAGCAAUCUCCCUGGGACCCCACAGGGGCUUCUACCAGGGGCAGUCCAAACUCUGCCAUAAAUGUGGGGAGCAGGGACAUGUGGUGGCACAAUGCACAACUAAAAUUUGUGUUGUACAAGAAGAAAGGACAUGAAGCCAAGGACUGUGAGCAGAACUGGCACUGCAUUCUGUAUGGGGAUGAGGGGCAUAUUUUUAGAGACUGCUCUCAGCCCUAAGCAAACAGGGAAAAACAAGGGACUGCAGGAACUCCAUGGCCCAGCCUCCCCAGGCAGCAACAGAGAAUGGGGAGUUAGUGGAAAUGGAGGAGAAUAGAGCAGGGGAGGGAUACCAAGAAAAAGAGGGAAAGGAGCUAAAGCUGAGCUGCCCCACCCCCAGUUUAUGAAUGCUCCCUCAAGAAGCUAAACAAAGACACUGAAUAGUUGUGAAGGGAACAGAUGGAGGAGGUGAACCUAGGCACCCCAGAAAGGAGCCUGGAAAAAACUCAAGCUGGAGGGGAAUCCAGCUCAGAAAUAGAUUUCCAAGGAAAACGAGAACCCCUCUGGGAGCCCAGAGACAGAUCAAGAUGGCUGGACACAGCAGCAGAAGCACAGGAGGAAGACCCAGGUGUCCCCUAAAACCACAGAGAAAAAAGAUCUGGCCCACCAGGUGGCCCUGCAAGGCAAGAAAAAGCCUGAACCUGAACAAAGACGCUAAACACAUGAAGAAAUGAAAAAAUAAUGGCUUUCACUGCCCCCUCUCACUGCUUUCAUUGUGGGGAUACUAACUGUCUAACUAAAUGCAAGAAGCCUGCUAAAGAAAAAAAAAAGGGACACAAUAGAACAGAGCCUAGGGCAACUACAAGUCCACAUUAUGUGGCACCAGGAAUGUGAUUUGCCCAGCUCUAAAAACUGCUUUGUUGAAAAGACACUGGCGGCAUGGUUUCUCCAUGUGGGGCAGAUCAAUGACAAUAGAGCAGCACGUGUUGCAGUUCUCCUGAAAUGAGACAGAGUGCACUACCUACAGCACAGAAAUUAUUGCAGGCAGGCUUCUGUAAGCCACCCUUGAAACAGAGGGAAGGAAAUCAGCCCUCCUAAAUGUUUAUGCAGCAGCUAAAAGGGAAGCAAGGUAUACCUUCCUAGAAAAUGUGAGUUUGGCAAUGCUCAGUACCUGGCCAGUGAUGACCACAGGAGACUUCCAACUGCAUCAUCAACGCGGGUGACAGAAUAGGCAGAGGCCAAACAGGCCUGGGCAGAUCCUCCAGGCUGCAAAACAACUGAUCUUUGAUCACAGGCUGGUGGAUGCAGGCAAACGAGCCCAAGGACCUGGGGGGUGACUUCACUCAGGUGGAUCCCAUAGGACAAAUAAAGUCAUGCAUAGACUUCAUCUUCCUCCCUGAAGCACAGUCAGUAGCGAAAGCCAAAUCCACAUGUUUCUUGGACCACUGCCUCCUGGCAGUGAAGGCAGAGAUGGGGUGCACCCUGAAAGACGCAGGGACAUAUGGAACUUGAAUGUGAGCCUCCUGGAUGUUGAAAAAAACUCAGCAGGAUUUCAGGCAGCGCUACACAGGGUGGAGAACCCUCAGAGCCUGGUACCAGAACCACAUGGAGUGGUGAGCCAGCAUAAAAGAAAAAAGAUUUCUUCCAGCAAGCUGGCAGGAGCCAAGGCUGGGUCCAGAGGAUGCAACACAAACACUUAAAUGACAAGUUGCAGAGCAUGCAUAAGCAGGCAACUUGGGUUUGGGAUGUGAGGGAGGCCAUGUGGGAGGUGAGAGCUCAGAUUGGGGCCUGGUACAGGGAACAGGCCAUGAAGAUCUUCCUGGCUUGGGCUCCCUGGGUAGGAGGUGAGGAGGGGGAGGAGUGCUUGCUUUGGCAGGUUAAAGACGACCAGGAAGGCCAUGACCAGCUUGGUGGAUAGAGCCACAAGUCAAAUGAAGGGAUGCUGGAGGCAGCAGCAGCCUUUUACUGAGAGCUAUACAUGGCACACCCGGGGGAGCCCCGCUGCAACUGCAAGAUGCGUUGUGGUACCAAUUGGAGAGGGGGUUGGAUGUUGCCAUGCUAAGCCUCAGCCCAGAAAAGGCAUUCAGUGUCCCACUGAUUUCUGUUAAAAACACUGAAGAUGGGGGUCCCCCCAACCUUUGUUGCAUGGAUAAAAGCACUGAACAUGAACAUGAGCAGCAGGGUGCUGGUGAACAGGUUUCCAAACUGCCCCAAUCAUGGUGGAGUUGGGCAUCUGGCAGGGAUGCCUGGUCUUUCUGAUCCUCUUCAUCUGCAUGAUGGAACCAUGGCCGAAUGGCUCAGGCAAGACCCUGGGAUCCACAGAGUGGAGAUCCCUGGGGGCAGUGGGGCAGAGACAAGAGUCCUGGCUUACAUGGACAACCUCAACAUCCUGUGCAGGGACAAGUGGCCAGUGGAAAAGGUGCUGCAACAUGCCCAGGUGUAUGGAGCAGUGGCAGGAGCCAAGCUCAACCUGAGCAAAAGCACCUGGACAUAAGGAUAAACUUUAGUGUCCGAGGCUCCAGAGUCUGGAAUAGACUCCCCCCAGAAGUGGUGCAAGCACCUACUCUGGAUACCUUUAAGAAAUGCUUGGAUGCCUAUCUUGCUGGGGUGAUCUGACCACAGCUGAUUUCCUUCCCCUUGGGCAGGCGGCUGGACCUGAUGAUCUUGCAAGGUCCCUUCCAGCCCUAAUGUCUAUGAAAUUUAUGAAAGCUUUGAACAUGCAUAAGUUCUGGAUAAACUAAGUGCAUGGGUACUAUAUGCACAUUUCUACAGCAUUUUUAAUUUCAAGGUUCUUGUUUUCAAAUUUGCUCCUCAUGUCCAUGUGCUCGGGGGGAACAGGGUCUGACAGUAAGGAGAGGGGAAGAGGCUGCCAGGGGAAAAUUUGGGGGCAAGCAGAGAGCUAAGGGGCUACCUGACCCCCCACAUAUAUUUUCCCUGCUGUAGCAGUG
Molecule: messenger RNA, 5597 nt
Organism: Alligator sinensis (Chinese alligator)
Lineage: Eukaryota; Metazoa; Chordata; Crocodylia; Alligatoridae
Gene: MTRES1
Product: chromosome unknown C6orf203 homolog
Exons: 6
Coding region: 308-892 (194 amino acids)
Source: RefSeq, a predicted model, not a curated record